GUACCAUUAGCCUAUAUGGUUUUGCUGUUUUGGCCAUUAUUUGGACAUGCCUUUAAUGACGUGGCAACCAUUUUUAUGACAUGGUUUCCAACACACCAAUUAACUGACCUACGUCAUCCCGGCCGAAGCAAGAAAAAAAAAACUAACAACAAUAUUUUAAAAUAAAAUAAAAUAAUUGUUGAAAAGAUGAAAGGACUAAACUGUCCUCUUCAAUUUGUUUUAAGGAACAAGUUCCCCCCUAUUGAAGACCUAGGGUUUGCAGAUGGGUUUGAAACCCAUAUAACAUCAGAAUGGGUGAGCUCCAAUCGAACUGCUCUGGUCCCUUUCUUUCGCAGCAUUUUUGAUCUUUCUGCCAUCGCUGGUUUUUUUGGGCACCUUCCUCAUGUGAUAUCCGGUGAUUCAUCUUGUUUCUUCUCGUUUUCUAAUUCUCUUCGCUCUAGCUUUAUACUCUUGCGAUCAGUUUCUCAUCGAUUUGAUGUCAUGUCACCGUCUAUUUGCUUGGGCCUUGACGAUCCUCCUGUCUGAAUGGCGCCUUCGUUCAGCGAACCAUGUGACCGCCAAGCUUCGGAUCGGGUUUGGACCUAUUUCUCUCCCAAAACCACACACUGUUUCUUGAACUAUAUGUCUUCUCUUUUCACUUUAAUCUACGUCUCUAGCCUUGUCUUUGUUGAAUUUGAAUCAGAGAUUGAAACAAAAUAUCUUAACAGUA
Messenger RNA from Rubroshorea leprosula, 709 nucleotides. The record is from the annotation of a GenBank genome assembly. Lineage: Eukaryota; Viridiplantae; Streptophyta; Magnoliopsida; Malvales; Dipterocarpaceae.